Molecule: messenger RNA, 462 nt
Organism: Saccostrea cuccullata (small rock oyster)
Lineage: Eukaryota; Metazoa; Mollusca; Bivalvia; Ostreida; Ostreidae
Exons: 1
Coding region: 1-462 (153 amino acids)
Biological process (GO): DNA integration
Molecular function (GO): nucleic acid binding
Source: RefSeq, a predicted model, not a curated record
AUGAAUGAGGAGAUCAAGGAUUUUGUCAGCAAGUGUAGCACAUGCAGCACAUUUCAAAGGAAACAACAGAAAGAACCAUUAAUGACACAUGAUGUCCCAGACCAGCCAUGGUCAAAACUUGGAAUUGACAUGUUUACUCUAAAGACUGAGGAUUACCUUGUCACAGUUGACUUUUACUCAGAUUUCUUUGAGCUCGACCUACUUCCAGAUACCACAGCAGCCACAGUAAUCAGCUGUUUGAAACUACAUUUCGCACGUCACGGAACACCUGAUGUAGUAAUUACCGACAUCGGCCCGCAGUUCAAAUCAACAGACUUUCAUGAUUUUUUAUGUAAUUGGGAGUUUCAGCAUGUAACCUCCUCCCUUUAUUAUAGUCAGUCAAACGGAAAAGCAGAAGCAACGGUGAAAAUCGCAAAGAACAUGGUGCGCAAGGCCAAGAAGAACGGAGAUGAUCUGUGGUAA